Molecule: messenger RNA, 502 nt
Organism: Oppia nitens
Lineage: Eukaryota; Metazoa; Arthropoda; Arachnida; Sarcoptiformes; Oppiidae
Gene: Ccdc58
Product: protein MIX23-like
Exons: 4
Coding region: 67-492 (141 amino acids)
Cellular component (GO): mitochondrial intermembrane space; mitochondrion
Source: RefSeq, a predicted model, not a curated record
GAAGCACACAUUCAUUAGGAGUUUAUUAAUAAUAUAAACACAAAAGUGAUUGACUUUUCAAAACUAAUGGACAACACGUGUGAAGACUUUCUGGCGUUUGAGGAGGCGCUAAAGAAAAGUCGCAAAAUUGAUGACAAUAUCAUUCAUUUGUUGAAUACAUCGAUUCCUACCGACUCUUUCGCCGUCGGAUCCACUAAUGCAGGAAAACAGUGUCAAGAAUUGUAUCAACAGCUUCAGACAUCAUAUUCACAACGAGAGAAAUCAAUUAAACACUGUAUUAGUGUUGUCUCAGAUCGGGUCAAAUCUAUUAAAUCUCAACGACAACAAAAUGAAGAUGAUAUGGAUGUCUUAAAGUCUUUACGUAAAGAACAGACUAAACUUAGACUUAUGCAGAAUGAGCUUAAUGUAGAAGAAGUGGUUAGAGAUAGGACUGUAAAGGUUUUUUACGAUAGAUGUCGAUCUUUUUAUAAGCCUAAAGACAUGAAAAUUUGACCACUAUUUG